AUGGCGACGUCGGCGCUACCUGCCGUCAUGGCAUCUGGGUCUGGCGAUGCUGCCGCAGGUGCGACAAUCGCCAACGAUGCCCCGGCUCCCAGGAAGUACAAAGCCUCCGAUCUUCCUCUGCCGUCUGCCACCCGAGCUGCCAUCGAUUCACUGGCGCACAGCUUCAAGAAGAAGGGAGGCUACGACGCAAUUCGUAAAGAAGUGUGGGACAAGUUCGCUGCCAGCGACUACGAGGAACAAGUUACGAAAGCCAUCCUCGAGGUCGCCGAACACGAGGUUCAACGAAACCCCCACCAACUUCUCACACUCGACCGCGGAAAGGCUGCUGCCCUUAUUGAUGGCGCUCUCGAGCGAUCUGGCGUUUACCAAAAGGCUGAGCAAGUCAUUACGCAGCUCAUCGAUAAGAAGGCGAUUGAGGAGCGAAUGCGCCAGCUUCGUCGAGCCGACAUUGGCGAGGAAGAAGCGACCGCGGAGCAGCAGCGAGGCGCCAAAACAGACGAGGAAUACCAUGCAGAUACUAUGGGCAGAAGAGCUGAGCGGGAGAGAGUACGCGAAGAGCUAAGGCAGAAGGAGCUAGCUAUCGAGGAAGAGAAGCGAAAGAUCGCUCGAGAGGAGCGAAAGAAGGUCGAAAAGGAGCGCGAAAAGGCGGAGGAGCAGCGCAAGGCAGAACGAGACGCCCGCAGAGCCGCUAGGGAAAAGGCUCAGGCUGAGCGAGACGCCGAACGAGACGAGCGCCGCAGACAAAGAGACAGGGAGCGAAGUCGAGACCGGAACCGCGACAGGAGUCGAAGCCGCAGCCGUCGAAGAGACCGCGACCGCGAUCGCGAACGUGACCGUGAACGUGAUGCCGAGCGCGAGCGUGAGCGGCAAGAGGAAAGGGAACGGAGACGGAAACAGCGAGAAGAGGAGACUGAGAAGGCCAAGAAGAACCUCACCCAGGAAGAUAUGAAGAGGCUCGAAGAGGAAGCCCUUUUGGAUCUCUUGCGCGAAAGCACCCACGGCGCAGCGAAGCAACCCGAGAUGGAAAUUGAUGAGGCGCUGGCUCCCCCGCCUAGAAAGCUGGCACCAGCGUCUGCUAUCAUGCCUAUCAAGAAGGUUUCUUCGCGCGAUUCGCCAAAAGUCUCGGAAUCCAAAAAGCCCUCUGAUCCGGUGGCAAAGAAAGAAGCAAGAGAUGGCAGUGUUGCUGCCGCGCCAAAGGUUGGGCCGACAGAGACACGGACCAGAAGCCGCGUCGCACGAGAGAUGAUGACGACCGCCGCAGACGUGAUCGUCGUUCCAGGUCACCCCGCCGGGAUCGUUCUCGCGACAGACGUGACAGAUCUCGCUCCCGGUCAAGACCUAGGCGCGAUAGGAGUCGAUCUCGGAUACGCACAGAGAGGCGAGAUAGGACUCGUUCUCCUUCCCGUACCAGAACUCGACGCGAUCGGAGCCGUUCUCGCACAAGACACGACCGUCGCGACAGGAGCCGUUCCCGAUCUCGCGGACCGAGAGAAGGAGCGGGACCGCGACCGCAAGAGUAGGUCACGGUCGCGUCCCACUUCUUCAGCAGUCAGGUCAGCCUCCAAACUGGACAAGGAACAGGAGGUUAGAGAGACAACAAAAAUGGACGAGGUUCGGAAGCGGGAGAAGGAAGCCAAGGCAUACUUGGCCGCACAGCGCGAGGCUCGUGAGAAGGGCAUGCCCGUCCCAGGAAUCGACGACAAGAGGAGUACAGGAGAGCGGUCUCCAGAAGCCAAACGGAAGCGAGAUCUGGACGAGAUCGAUCGACCGCCGCCGCAGCCGGUCGCGGAGCAGAAGUCGGGCCAAGGAUCGCGACAGAGAGCGUGA
Messenger RNA from Colletotrichum gloeosporioides, 1827 nucleotides. RefSeq lists its product as uncharacterized. The transcript has 5 exons. The record is from RefSeq and is a predicted model, not a curated record. The coding region runs from base 1 to 1827 and encodes 608 amino acids. NCBI's taxonomy places the organism in Eukaryota, Fungi, Ascomycota, Sordariomycetes, Glomerellales, Glomerellaceae.